GAUAUCCAAAUUUGUGGAACAUUGAGAGAUGUUCUUUGAAUAUUCUUUGUUUAUUUACAACCAGCCCGUUUGGAUUUUCUCCGAGCAAAAUUAUCAGGCGAUAUCAGGCCAAGAAAUCACUUUUUGUGCUCUUUGUCAAAAUGGGAUGUGAUGGUGGAACUAUUCCUAAAAGGCAUGAGUUGGUGAAAGGCCCAAAGAAAGUUGAGAAGGUUGACAAAAAUGCAGCGCUUGCUGCUCGGUGGAAGUAUUGUGCUCUCAGUACGGAGAAACUCCGGCGCCCAAUUGUUACUUGUGAUCUGGGAAGACUUUACAACAAAGAUGCCGUGAUUGAGUUCCUUCUGGAUAAAUCCGCAGAUAGACCCAACAGUGAGGUUGUAUCACACCUUCGUGGCAUUAAGGAUAUAAAGGAGCUGAACCUGACUGACAACCCAGCCUGGGAAGGCGAGAGGAGGAACACCAAAGGGGACCGCUACGAGGACAUGCACUGUGCCAUGUUCAUCUGUCCUGUGGUGGGCCUGGAGAUGAAUGGCAAACAUAGGUUCUGUUUUCUGCGUACCUGUGGUUGUGUGUUUUCCGACCGGGCCCUGAAGGAAGUCAAGACUGAGAUAUGUCACAAGUGUGGCGACCCUUUCAAAGAAGAAGACCUCGUCGUCCUCAACGGGACCAAGGAGGAGGUGGAGAAACUGAGGGAGAUAAUGGAGGAGAAGAGAGCCAAGGCCAAGGCAACAAAGAAAAUCCAGACUCCACCGAAACCGUUUUUGCAGAGGGCAAAACUUCAACAGAAAAUGGCGAAGACCGCAGCCAGCCAGCAGUCCCUGGGCCCUCUGGUUCUUCCAGCUCCUCCAAGGUGGUCAAACCCUUGGCGGCAUCCGGAAGCUUGGCGGCAUCCGGAAGCUUGGCGGAAUCCGGGAGCAAGAGGUCCAUCCAGUCCAUGGAAGAGAAGUCAGAGACCUACAAAUCUCUCUUCACCAGCCACAGUUCAGCCAAGCGCACCAAAGCCCAGACGUCCAACUGGGUCACCCACACCCCCUACCACUUCUAAAUUACCUCACCAUCCCUUAUCACCCCCCCACAACCAGGUGCUCCUGUGUAUUUGCAGUGAGAAACACUUUGAGGUAACCCUUUAUUUGAAGGGUACCUAAAAAUAAAGUCAUUUAUAAUCUAAACUUAAUGCAUUCAUGAGCACAUGCCCGUUUCAUAAAUGCUUAUGUCAACAACGGCAAGUUGAAAUAUGCAGUAAAAGUGCACAUUUCUGUGACAGGGGGAAUAUCAACUUGACACUGCUUAUGAAUGUGUUGUAUGUAGGUGAUGGAGCUCUUAUGGUGGUGUCAUUUUAAUAAAGUGUUACUGAAUUAGACAUGACUUUUUCUUGUAGGUAUCCUUGGCUCAGGCUGGUGAAUCAAUACAUGUGCUAUAGGUUAGGGUUGCUAAUUUUCCUCUUCUUUUUUCUAUGAAUUGGCUGUAUUAUAUGAUGGUCUUAUCUAGGUUUAUCUAUCUAGUUGUUUUUUAUAGAUGUGGAUCACUAUUAUUCAUAUUUAGAUUAUGAUUUGCUAUGCAAUAUAUUAUAAAAAUGUUUUGAAAUUAUAUUACAAGGAUUUAGUUUAUAGAAAGUGGAAUAGUGAGUAUUUAUUCAUAACAUCUUAUUGUUUAUGUAAGUAAACACUGUUUAUACUCAGUAUUGACAUUUCUUCCACAUCAGCAAUCAAAAUAUAGAUUGAUAUAAACAUUUCAAUGUUCAUAUUUGAUUUUUAUUUAAACGGAUACCUUUUAAAUACUUUUCCCACGCUUGUUUGUUCAACCCUCAACCCAAACAAUGUCAAAAUAAAUUGUUUUUUCCCUAAAAA
Molecule: messenger RNA, 1844 nt
Organism: Oncorhynchus keta (chum salmon)
Lineage: Eukaryota; Metazoa; Chordata; Actinopteri; Salmoniformes; Salmonidae
Product: replication termination factor 2-like
Exons: 8
Coding region: 141-1142 (333 amino acids)
Biological process (GO): site-specific DNA replication termination at RTS1 barrier; mitotic DNA replication termination
Cellular component (GO): nucleus
Source: RefSeq, a predicted model, not a curated record